Messenger RNA from Drosophila elegans, 2867 nucleotides. RefSeq names its product transient receptor potential cation channel protein painless (gene pain). Gene Ontology annotation, molecular function: protein binding; monoatomic ion channel activity. Gene Ontology annotation, biological process: transmembrane transport; monoatomic ion transport. NCBI's taxonomy places the organism in Eukaryota, Metazoa, Arthropoda, Insecta, Diptera, Drosophilidae. The record is from RefSeq and is a predicted model, not a curated record. Gene Ontology annotation, cellular component: membrane. The transcript has 3 exons. Bases 12 to 2756 code for a protein of 914 amino acids.
AACUCCGAGAAAUGAACAUUAACAACUGCGGCUUCAUCGAUCCGCAGGCUCAGCUGAGCGCAGCCUUGGCCAAUAAAGACAUCGCUCAGUUCCAGAUCGCUUUGCACAAUGGUGCUGAUCCCGAUAGGCUGGACGAGCGCCACACAAGCAUCUACGAGAAGGCACUAUCCACACCGGGCUGUCGGGAUUUCAUAGAGGCCUGCAUCCAGCACGGCAGUAAGGUCACCUAUAUCAACAAGAAACUAAACAAGGCCGCCAUCAACUAUGCUGCCGAUUCAAGGGAUCCCGGCAAUCUGGAGGCACUGCUGGAACACCGGCCGGAAAAAGAGUUUCAGAUGGAUAGAAAGUACGGCCAGCUCACGCCACUCAACUCGCUGGCCAAGAAUCUCACGCAGGAGAAUGCAUCGGCGGUGCUAGCCUGCAUGAGGCUGCUUCUAAGCAGCGGAGCCUCGCCAAAUAUAGUCGAUCAAGGCGAUUUCACGCCGCUGCACCAUGUGCUGAGGAACAGAAAGGUGACAGAGGCCCAGAAGCAGGAGCUGGUGAAGCUCUUUGUGGCCCAGCCAGACCUGGACAUUGAUAGCUUUCGUGAUGGCGAAGUGCGUCGACUGCUGCAGGCCCAGUUCCCGGAAGUGCAACUGAAGCAAGAGCGACAGACUGAUGCUGUGAUCGAUGCACAAACGCUUCACAGGACUCUGCGGGAUGGAGACGACAGCAGGUUUGAGCAGCAGCUGGCCAUGUUUGUGCAGGGUGUGGAGGACAACCAAGAGAAUGCCCGCAAGGAGGAGUGCUACAGCCUGCUGCAGGAGAGCAUCAAGCGAGGCAAUCAAAAUGCAUUCGAAGCCAUCCUCGCCACUGGCAUGGACAUCAGCAAGGAGCCCGUCAAGACCAACGAGGCCAGUCUCGUCGAGUUGGCCGUCAUCUGGGGCAACUGGCAGGCCCUAAAACGACUGCUCGACGAUCCAAACCUGCGGCUGAGCCCCACCGCCAGGCUAUUUAAUGCGGUCAUUGGUCGUUUGGACGAAGCUCCGUAUGAUAACUUCGACCAUUCGCGCUGUUUCGAGAUCCUCCUGAACAGUGAUCGCGUGGACGUCAACGAGGCGGAUACGGGACGUCAGGUGCCACUGUUCUACGCGGUUAAAUACCGCAACACGCCAGCCAUACAGAAACUGCUUAAGCAUGGCGCCUACAUGGGCGCCAAAAGCGCCUUUGGCACAUUGCCCAUCCAGGACAUACCGCCGGAGGUGCUCGAGGAGCACUUGGACUCCUGCAUUACGACAAACGGGGAGAAGUCCGGUGAGCGGAAUUUCGAGAUCAACUUUGACUUUAAGAAUCUGAUGCGGCAGGAGAAAGAUUUGGAAGUCACCAGUCAAUUCCACGACGAAAUGGCCCCCAUUGCCUUCAUGGCCGAAUCAAAGGAACUGCGACACCUGCUGCAGCAUCCGCUGAUCUCGAGCUUCCUCUUCCUCAAGUGGCACCGACUCUCCGUGAUCUUCUACCUCAACUUCCUGUUCUACUCGGUGUUCGCCGCCGCCAUCAUCACUCUAACGCUCCUCAAGUUUCACGAAAGUGAUCAGCGUCUUCUCACCACCCUGUUCGGAGUUCUCUCCUGGCUGGGAAUUGCCUACCUCAUUGUGCGGGAGGUCAUUCAGGGGCUAAUGUCGGGGGCUCGGUACUUCUGCUCCAUAAUUAACAUAAUGGAGCUCGUGCUGAUAGUACUAUGCAUAUGCACCUGCGUUGCAGACGAUUUCGACAAGGAGACACAACGCAUUUUGGCCGUCUCAACCAUCCUGCUGGUCGCCAUGGAGUUCUGCCUGCUGGUGGGCUCCCUGCCAGUGCUGGCCAUUUCGACGCACAUGCUCAUGCUGCGGGAGGUGGCCGGCAGCUUUGUGAAGAGCUUUGCCCUCUACUCGAUAUUCGUGCUGACCUUCAGUCUGUGCUUCUACAUACUCUUCAGCCAGCCGGUGGUUGAGGCUGGUGCCAAGCCCAGUGAGGAACCUGCGCAGGACGAAGAGGAGGACGGUGGCGACUUCAACAAGUUCACCAAGCCAAUCGAGACGCUGAUCAAGACCAUUGUGAUGCUGACGGGCGAGUUUGAUGCCGGAUCCAUAAAGUUUACCAGCAUCUACACCUACCUGUUCUUCCUGCUGUUCGUGUUCUUCAUGACCAUUGUGCUGUUCAACCUGCUGAACGGUCUAGCCGUGAGCGAUACUCAGGCUAUCAGGGCGCAGGCGGAGUUGAACGGGGCCAUUUGCCGGACCAAUGUGCUGAGUCGAUAUGAAAUGGUAUUGACUGGCCACGGAUAUGCUCCCUGCCUGAUGAGCAACCCUCUGCGGAAAGUGUCCCAGCGCUUGAUGAACAUCUACCCCAACUAUUUGAGUCUGCGACAGAUCGCCGUGCUGCCAAACGAUGGCAACAAGGUGCUCAUACCCAUGAGCGAUCCCUUCGAGAUGAAGACCCUGAACAGCGAUGAGCAGAAGGCCAGCUUUCAGCCACUGCCCACCAGGAGUGCGACAGCAGAGCACCAGAAGAAGCUGCUGGACCCGCCGCUGAGGGACCUGCCCUGUUGCUGCUGCUGCAUAUCCAGCGGAAAGUGCUCCCAGAUGGACGGCCGGACGGUCAAGAUGGCCUUGGCGGUGAUGGACCAGAAGAACGUUGCGGAGCAGAGGCGAAAGCAGGAGCAGGUCAUCGACAAACGGAAGAAGGACAUCGACGACAAGUUGGAGCUGAUCCUACGGCUGCUGCAGGACCGUAGGUGAUGGAGUGUAGUGUAAGGGACAUUGAACCAUCAGUUCUGUUCUACGAAAGAAAAAAAGUGUGUUUAUGUUAGCUACGAAAAUAAAACCCCUGCAUUAGGCUAAUCCACUAAA